GUUGGGAGGAGGAAUGGCGUCCGCGGCGCCGCGCUACGCGCCGCCAGAUCCGACGCUGCCCAAGCCCUGGAGGGGCCUCAUCGACGGCACCACCGGCUACCUCUACUUCUGGAACCCGGAGACCAAGGCCGUCACCUACGACCGCCCCACCGGCCCCCCUCCCCCCGUCGCCCCCGCUCCGGCGCCGGCCCCGGCCCCGGCCCCCGCUCCCGUCCAGCAGCCCCAGUACCACCACGACGAGAGGGCCAGGCCCAGAGACCAGCCCGAGCGGCACACUGAAUCCGGAAACCGCGUGCAGAAUGCGCCCUUUGCUGAUCACAAGGCCAGGAACGAUCCUUCUUUUGAGCAGCGCUUUUCAGCUGGAGCAAACCCUGCACCUGUGCCUUCUACUAACCCAGCUCCACAGGCUGACAAUGGAAACAUGUCGGUAGAUGCAUACCGUAAAAAGCAUGAGAUUACUAUUAUUUGCCCGGGACGUGAAGCUCCAUCGCCAUUCAUGUCGUUUCAGUCCACAGGCUUCCCUUCGGAGAUUCUAAGGGAGGUGCAGCAAGCAGGAUUCAAAGCACCAAGUCCUAUCCAAGCUCAAUCGUGGCCGAUUGCUCUAAAAGGUAGUGAUAUUGUAGCUGUGGCGAAGACAGGUUCUGGAAAAACCCUGGGUUAUCUACUUCCAGGGUUUAUACUUGUUAAGAACCUACGGCACAAUUCAAGGGAUGGGCCAACUGUGUUAGUUCUGUCUCCAACCAGGGAAUUGGCAACACAGAUUCAAGAUGAAGCAAUCAAGUUUGGUAGAUCAUCAAGAAUUUCAUCUACUUGUCUAUAUGGCGGUGCUCCAAAAGGCCCUCAGCUAAGAGAUUUAGAGCGUGGUGCUGACAUUGUUGUCGCAACUCCUGGUAGACUGAAUGAUAUACUAGAAAUGGGAAAAGUCAGUCUCCGUCAGGUAGCUUAUCUCGUUCUUGAUGAAGCUGACCGCAUGCUUGAUAUGGGGUUUGAGCCACAAAUAAGAAAAAUUGUGAAACAAGUGCAACCGAAACGGCAAACUCUUAUGUUCACUGCCACUUGGCCAAGAGAGGUGAGGAAAAUAGCUUCCGAUUUGCUCACUAACCCUGUCCAGGUUAACAUUGGGAACACUGAUGAGCUGGUUGCAAAUAAGUCAAUCACCCAGCAUGUGGAAGUUACCACAUCUUUCGAGAAAGGGAGGCGCCUUGAUCAGAUCUUGAGACAACAGGAGCCUGGAUCUAAGGUGAUUAUAUUUUGCUCCACGAAGAGGAUGUGUGAUCAGCUGUCUCGGAACCUAUCACGGCAGUAUGGUGCUUCUGCUAUUCAUGGUGAUAAAUCACAGGCUGAGAGGGACUCUGUGCUGAGUGAAUUUAGGACCGGCAGGUGCCCAAUUCUUGUAGCCACUGAUGUGGCUGCUCGAGGCUUAGACGUGAAGGACAUCAGGGUUGUUGUUAACUAUGAUUUCCCAACGGGUGUUGAGGACUAUGUCCAUAGAAUUGGGAGGACAGGCCGGGCUGGUGCGACUGGAAUUGCAUACACAUUCUUCUGUGACCAGGAUUCUAAGUAUGCUUCAGAUCUUGUGAAGAUUUUGGAGGGUGCGAACCAAAAUGUUUCGCCAGAGUUACGAGCUAUGGUCGGCCGUGGAGGGUAUGGUGGCAGGGGGCCACGGCGGUGGGCAUCUUCUAAUGAUUCCUAUGGUGGCCAGGGAGCUUAUGGCAGCCAGACUAGGGAUGGUCCAAGCUUUCAGUCGAGCUAUAAUAACAGCAGCAGUGGCAAUCAAUAUGGUGGCGCUCCAAGCUUCCAUUCCAGUAGCAACAAUCAGACCAGUGGCGCUGCAAGUUUACCUGCCAGUGGCGGCUCUGGUGAAGGUCUCAGCUUUCAUGAUAGGUUCUAUAGCGGCAAUUCCCGUGGUGGUGACCGUGCUAGGAGCAGGAGCCCUCCCAAGGCCGUGGGGGUCUCCAACUGGUAAAAUGCAUCACGAUGGUGACGAAACAACGGAGUAGAUGGAGUUGGUUCCCUAACCAAAUCAUAGUAUCAGUAAUGUUGGUUUAAGCAAAGCGUGUCCUGGAACUUUGCUGACAUAGGUUAAGCGUGUCGGAUGUUUUGCUAUGUUGAUGUGGUGGUGUCUCGGAGGCGCUUUAUACGGUGUCCGUAUGCUGGCGUUGGUACUCUAUGAAACCUGGAACCUCGGACCUCUUUAUGCCUGGUAGUCGUGUUAUAAUCCUUCGGAAACCGGACCGGUUGAGCCAUGAAUUUUGGACGGAACCAUGUAAGUUAUGUUGGCUGUUGUAAAUGCUCUCGGCAUGGCUUGAUGUUGAACUGAAA
This is a messenger RNA of Aegilops tauschii subsp. strangulata, 2322 nucleotides long. Its product is annotated as DEAD-box ATP-dependent RNA helicase 14. The record is from RefSeq and is a predicted model, not a curated record. Gene Ontology annotation, molecular function: protein binding; nucleic acid binding; RNA helicase activity. Lineage: Eukaryota; Viridiplantae; Streptophyta; Magnoliopsida; Poales; Poaceae.